AUGUGCGGGAUUGUUAUCGCUCACGGGCUAGAGAAGCCAUCCUCUGACAGGCCUCGUAUCAUUGCGUGUGCCAAGAAGAUCCGCCAUAGAGGUCCUGACUGGUCCGGUUGUUACAGUGGAAAACAAACCAUCCUGGCUCACGAGCGGUUGGCCAUCGUUGGCGUCGAUACCGGUGCUCAGCCUCUUGUGAGCACGGAUGGACAAAUCAUCCUCGCCGUCAAUGGAGAGAUCUACAACCACGUCAAGCUUCGUGCUGAGCUCAAGAACUCGUAUAAGUUCAAGACCCAUUCAGAUUGUGAAGUAAUUAUACCCUUGUACAAGGAGCAUGACAAGGAUUUGUGCCCACUCCUCGACGGAAUGUUCUCAUUUGUACUCCUCGAUGAGUCCGUUACUCCGUCGCGUAUCAUUGCCGCUCGCGACCCGAUCGGUAUCACCACCCUCUAUCAGGGCUGGAGUUCAAAACACCCUGGAGCAACAUAUUUCGCUUCUGAGUUGAAGGCCCUCGUAGAUGAAUGUGACAGCAUCAUCUCGUUCCCUCCAGGACACGUAUACGAUAGCCGGGACAAGUCUACCUGCCGCUACUAUCAACCGUCAUGGUGGGAUGGCGAUUUGGAAGGUCCUGGGGCGACAAUCCCCGAGCAGCCCGUUGACCUCACCGUUCUGCGUGGAGCGCUUGAGGAAGCUGUGCGCAAGAGGCUGAUGUCCGAGGUGCCGUACGGCGUAUUGCUCAGCGGAGGGCUCGACAGUUCUUUGAUUGCUGCCAUUGCCUCCCGAGAGACAGAGAAAGUUGCCCAGGCACAAGCAGAGAGGCGAAAGCGAAAAUUGGCAGAGGCACAGAGUGGUCCUCCGUCUCCGAUUGGCAAUGGUGUUUCCGAAUACGAUACCCUUGCAUCUUGGCCCCAGCUUCACUCGUUCUCGAUUGGUCUCGAAAACUCCCCCGACCUGUUAGCUGCUCGGAAAGCGGCACAUUAUCUUGGGACGGUGCAUCAUGAAUAUGUCUUCACAGUCCAAGAAGGUCUCGACGCGAUUCCUGAUGUUAUCUAUCAUCUGGAGACAUACGAUGUAACGACCGUUCGUGCCAGCACGCCCAUGUAUCUUCUGAGCCGGAAGAUUAAGGCCAUGGGUGUUAAAAUGGUCCUCAGCGGUGAGGGUAGCGACGAGAUAUUUGGCGGCUACCUCUACUUCCAUGCUGCACCCGAUCCUGUCUCAUUCCAUCAAGAGUGCAUUCGACGGGUCAAAAACCUCCACACCUCUGAUUGUCUGCGAGCUAACAAGUCUACAAUGGCAUGGGGACUUGAAGCUCGUGUCCCGUUCCUAGACAAAGCCUUCCUCGAGGUCGCAUUAAACGUCGACCCGAAGGAGAAGAUGUUCAGCAAAGGCUCUGCCCAGGAAGUGGACAAGGAUGGCCGACCGAAGAUGGAAAAGUACAUCCUCCGGAAAGCUUUCGACUGUGCACCCGAUGGCAAGCCUUACCUCCCCAGUUCGAUCUUAUGGCGCCAAAAGGAACAAUUCUCGGACGGUGUAGGGUACUCAUGGAUAGAUGGCAUCAAAGACCACGCCACAACGAUUGUUUCCGACGAAGACUUCGAGAAACGCGCUGAGCGCUGGCCAGAAAAUACGCCUGACACAAAAGAAGGGUACUUCAUCCGAGAGAUUUUUGACGGCUUGUUCCCAUUGGAGGCUGCUGCAAAAACUGCAGUCCGGUGGAUACCUCGAGGAGAUUGGGGUUGUUCUUCCGACCCGAGCGGACGGAGUGUGAGCAUCCAUAAUGCAGCAUAUGGGAUAUCCAGCUAG
Sparassis crispa is the source of this 1794-nucleotide messenger RNA. RefSeq names its product Probable asparagine synthetase [glutamine-hydrolyzing]. Bases 1 to 1794 code for a protein of 597 amino acids. Gene Ontology annotation, molecular function: asparagine synthase (glutamine-hydrolyzing) activity. The record is from RefSeq and is a predicted model, not a curated record. NCBI's taxonomy places the organism in Eukaryota, Fungi, Basidiomycota, Agaricomycetes, Polyporales, Sparassidaceae. The transcript is spliced from 11 exons. Gene Ontology annotation, cellular component: cytosol.